Drosophila montana is the source of this 3322-nucleotide messenger RNA. RefSeq names its product Trehalose transporter 1-1 (gene Tret1-1). Lineage: Eukaryota; Metazoa; Arthropoda; Insecta; Diptera; Drosophilidae. Gene Ontology annotation, biological process: carbohydrate transport; transmembrane transport. Gene Ontology annotation, cellular component: membrane. Gene Ontology annotation, molecular function: sugar transmembrane transporter activity. The record is from RefSeq and is a predicted model, not a curated record. The transcript is spliced from 7 exons. The coding region runs from base 144 to 2909 and encodes 921 amino acids.
AUCCAAGCGACAAAGAGACCUUGUCAAUAAUUUACACACACAAGUCUCUGUUUGAUAAUCGUUAGAAAAAAAAAAAGAAAACAAAGUAAGCUGCCCUAGGUGAAACCAAGAGUUCAAGUUCAACACAAGACGCUAUUGAUAAGAUGAGUGGACGCGACAAUCGAGGCGCCGGUGGCGGCGGCGGCGGCGGAGGAGGAGGAGGAGGCGGUGGACACCACCAUCAGCCGCUGAGCAGCGCCAUGGGAAAACUUAAGGAAAAACUGACACGAGCCGGCGAGGAGCUGGGCUACCAUCGCGUGGAGAGCAAUCUGUCCACAUCAAAUACAGGCACCAGCCUGGACACAAUACUACCGGAGGAUCCCUUUCCGUUUCCCCAGGCGGCGCCGCAGCGCCAUCCACAGCAGCAGCAGCAGUUUCCACAUCUCCAGAGUCCACAGCAACAGAGACAACAACAACAACAACAACAACAACUGCAACAGCAACUGCAUCUGCAACAGCCACAGCAACAGUUGCAGCAGCAGCUGCAUCUGCAACAGCCACAGCAGCAGCUGCGCCUGCUGCACGACGUCGACGACGAGCCGCCGCUCUCCUUUCGCCCGCUCCUAGAGGACGUGGACAUCAACGAGCCGCCGCAACAGAUACACGUGCAACAGCAGCAGCAGCAGCUGCAGCCGCAGAGGACAGCCUUGCGGGCCAGUGGCAGCUUGGAGUUGACGCCGUUGCCGCCGCCGCCGACCUCGCUGGAGCCGCAUCGGGAUCGCCAGCAGCGCAGCAUUGUGACGGGCGGUGAGGAGCUGCAGCGCAGCAAGCAGUCGCUGAAGGGUUCGCGGGUGUCGUUCGAGAAGCCGCGCGGGGAGCAGGUUGCCGCCAAGGCGGCGGAGAGCAGCGACGAGGAUAGCUUUGAGGAUAAGCGCAUCGGUUUCCAGCAGCAGAAGGCGACAUCGGUCGAUCACAAGGGCAUCCUCAAGGACUUGAAGCAUAUAUUGGCCAAUGAUAAUCGGCGCCAGUUUCAGGCCAAGAAGCACGUCUCGCUCGAUAUUAAGGGCACGCGCUUUCUGAAGGAUCUGCUCAAGGAUUCCUCGUCGGAGGAGGAGUUUCACAAGACACGGCGCGAAUUCCAGGGCCGCAAGCAUCAGAGUCUCGAUCCGCGGGUCACCUUCAAGCUAGACAAAGUAUUACAGGGCUCCAGCACCGACAGCGACGAGGAGGGCGACGACGCCGAGCACAAACGGCUCAUCCAUCGGCCCAAGGACAUCACCAAGCCAGUCAUUAUUGACCUCAAGGAUCUGGAAAGCGAAAGCGACGAGGACUUUCUCACCUCGCGCCAGAGCUUCCAACAGCAGCGCUCGAUUAGCACAGAUUCACGCAAGAGCCGUCGACUGUACGAAAUGGACGAGAUGGGCAACAAGCGGGGCGACAACAUCCGCCACGCGGUGCCCUUUGUACGCCAGAUAACCGAGGAUGGCAAGCCCAAGCUGGAGGUCUACAGGCCCACAACGAAUCCCAUCUAUAUAUGGACACAGGUGCUCGCUGCGCUCAGCGUUUCGUUGGGCUCCCUGGUCGUGGGCUUCGCCAGCGCCUACACCUCGCCCGCCCUGGUCUCCAUGACCGACACGAAUCAGACGUCCUUUGUGGUCACGCCCCAAGCGGCAUCCUGGGUAGGUGGCAUCAUGCCACUGGCUGGUCUGGUUGGCGGCAUAGCCGGCGGUCCGUUCAUCGAGUAUCUGGGCAGGCGCAACACGAUCCUGGCGACGGCUGUGCCAUUUAUUGUCUCAUGGCUGCUGAUUGCCUGUGCCGUCAACGUGGUCAUGGUGCUCUGCGGCCGCUUCUUGGCCGGCUUCUGUGUGGGCAUCGCGUCGCUGUCGCUGCCCGUCUACCUGGGCGAGACGGUGCAGCCGGAGGUGCGCGGCACGCUCGGUCUGCUGCCGACGGCAUUUGGUAACAUUGGCAUACUUCUCUGCUUUGUGGCCGGCACGUACAUGGACUGGUCGAUGCUGGCCUUCCUCGGUGCAUCGCUGCCCGUGCCGUUCCUUAUACUGAUGUUCCUCAUACCGGAGACGCCGCGCUGGUACGUCAGCCGUGGACGCGAGGAGCGCGCACGCAAGGCCCUCGUCUGGCUGCGCGGCAAGGAGGCCGACGUCGAGCCAGAGCUGAAGGGCCUGAUGCGCUCGCAGGCGGAUUCCGACCGACAGGCGACUCAAAACAAAAUGCUCGAGCUGCUGAAGCGCAGCAAUCUGAAGCCGCUGUCCAUAUCCCUGGGUCUGAUGUUCUUCCAGCAGUUGAGCGGCAUCAAUGCCGUCAUCUUCUAUACGGUGCAAAUCUUCCACGACGCCGGCUCCACCAUUGACGGCAAUCUCUGCACGAUCAUUGUGGGCGUGGUCAACUUUAUAGCAACGUUCAUCGCCACGCUUCUCAUCGAUCGGGCCGGACGCAAGGUUCUGCUGUAUGUGUCCAACGUGAUGAUGGUCUUGACGCUGUUCGUGCUGGGCGGCUUCUUCUAUUGCAAGUCCAGCGGCAUGGAUACCUCCAAUGUGGGCUGGUUGCCGCUGAGCUGCUUUGUCAUCUACAUUCUGGGCUUCUCGCUGGGCUUUGGACCCAUUCCCUGGCUGAUGAUGGGCGAGAUUCUGCCCGCCAAGAUACGCGGCUCUGCUGCCUCGGUGGCCACCGCCUUCAACUGGUCCUGCACGUUCGUGGUGACCAAGUCGUUCCAGGACAUGAUAGAUUUCAUGGGCGCACAUGGUGCCUUUUGGAUGUUCGGCGCCAUUUGCUUUAUCGGCCUGUUCUUUGUGAUAUUCUAUGUGCCCGAGACGCAGGGCAAGACGCUGGAGGACAUCGAGCGCAAGAUGAUGGGACGCGUCCGACGCAUGUCCUCCGUGGCGAACAUUAAGCCCUUGUCCUUCAACAUGUAAUUCUGUGAAUGGUGGCCCCAAAAAAUGGAUCUUGAAGCGAUCAAACCAAAUAUUAGUCUAGUGCCUUAGUGCUUAAGUUGUACAACUAUCAAGAAAUCGAUAUCGAUAACGAUAACGAGAUCGAUACAUGUAUCGAUACCCGCAUCGAUAACGAUUAUUGUAGCUAUCACUGUAUCAGAUGUGUUAUGAGAGAGCGUGCCUUUGUUUUUAGCAAAAGAUUUUCCUUUACUUUCUACAUAAUUAUUGUUAUUAUUAUGAUUAUUAUUAUUUAUAUCGCUAAGUCGCGUAGUUUUAUGAUUCGUGUAAAUUAUGAGUUUAGCACUAAUUUUGUUGCCUAGAUGAUGAUGAAGUAAUCUCUGUAGAAAAAUGACAUACAUUAUUAUUAACUAAAUAUAAUGCAAAACUAUCCAGAA